This is a messenger RNA of Punica granatum (pomegranate), 2489 nucleotides long. NCBI's taxonomy places the organism in Eukaryota, Viridiplantae, Streptophyta, Magnoliopsida, Myrtales, Lythraceae. The record is from RefSeq and is a predicted model, not a curated record.
UCCUUUCCCGCCACUGUACGAGCAGAGGAUGCGCUCUGUUUGUUCCUCCGCUGCUGAGCGACAGAAACAGAGUAUGAACUCUGCCUCUCUGCUUUCAAGAGGCAGCGUCUCACACUUCAAUUCUGCGCUGAAAUCUUGCGCAGAAAGCGAAGAUUGGAGGCGGGCAUUGGUUCUUUUCCGGGAAUUGCUGCAAUGCGGGGUGAAAUCGAACGACCUCACGUUCUCUCUGCUCCUAAAGUCGUGCGCCUCGGAGUUGCUAUCCUCCUGUUCAUCCCGGAGUUCAAUGCAAGAAGUCAAUCAGGUCCAUCCCCACUUGUUGAAGUCUGGGGUCGACCGGUUCGUCUACGUGAGCACCGCCCUUCUCGACCUGUACAUGAAGUUAAGGUGCAGGACUUGGGCGAGGAGAGUGUUCGAUGAUAUGCCAAUGAGAGAUGUUAUUUCGUGGAAUGCGUUGAUUUGUGGGUAUUCUAGAAGCGGGUAUGAUUAUGAGGCGAUGGAACUGUUUGUGCGAAUGUUGAGGGAGGGUUUUGCUCCUCGACCCACUACAUUGGUCAGUUUGCUCCCGUCCUGUGCUCGUCUGGAGUUAGCUUCUCAGGGAAGAUCGGUUCAUUGCCUCGGGAUUAAGAACGGUCUAGACUUGGAUCCGCAUGUCAGAAACGUGCUGAUAUCGAUGUAUGGAAAGUGCGGAGAAUUGUACUCUGCCAGACUCUUGUUCGAAGGCAUGGAUGAGAAGAGCAUUGUUUCUUGGAACACGAUGAUUAGUUCGUAUGGCCAACACAGUUUCUAUGGUGAAGCGUUGCUCACGUUUAAGAGAAUGUUAGAGCAAGGAAUUGACAUCAAUUCGGUUACCAUUGUGAGCUUGUUGUCGGCCCAUGCAGAUGUAGAGUCUGCCCAUUGUUACGCCCUCAAGGCUGGAUUUUUAAGUGAUGGCCCUGUAGUGACGUCGCUAAUCUGUGCGUACGUGAAGCUCAGUGACAUGAUUUCAGCAAAAACACUUUACGAGUCCUUACCUGAAAAGAAUUUGGUCUCCUCAACCGCGAUUAUUUCAGGCUAUGCCAACAAGGGAAAAGUGGAUGACGUAGUGAAAAUCUUUGUUGAAAUGCAAAAGUUAGAUAUGAAACUUGAUGCGGUGGCACUACUAAGCAUCCUCCAUGGAGUUGCGAACGUUUCUACUGAAAUUGGCCUUGGGCUUGCCUUCCACUGUUAUGGACUCAAACUCGGGCUCUGUCCCGAUUGUUUGGUGACAAAUGGGCUUAUAACCAUGUACUCUAAGUUCAAUGACUUAGAAUCUGCAUAUUUGUUGUUUUAUGAAAUGCGUGAAAAGCCAUUAGUUAGUUGGAAUUCGAUUCUAUCAGGAUGCAUUCAGUGUGGAGCAUCAGAUGAUGCAAUAAAGUUGUUCCACCAGAUGAGGAUUCAUGGGCAGAACCCAGAUUCUGUCACGAUAGCUAGUCUGCUUUCUGGAUGUUCCCAACUCACCAACUUGGAGUUGGGUCGAGAAAUCCAUUGCUAUACUCUGAGAAACUAUCUACACCUGGAAGAAUUUGUUGAAACUGCUCUGAUAGAUAUGUACAUCAAAUGUGGGAGGAUUCAGGAGGCAGAGAGAAUCUUCCAGGCAAUUGAAAGCUGUUGUCUAGCUACGUGGAACACGAUGAUAUCGGGGUUUGGUCUGUAUGGUUUUGAAAGGAAAGCUCUAUUGUGUUAUUCUGAAAUGCGGGAACUAGGACUGCAGCCUGAUAAGAUCACCUUCCUGGGAGUCUUAGCUGCAUGCACCCAUGGGGGUCUCGUCGACGAAGGAAGAAGGUAUUAUGUGAUCAUGACAAAGGAGUUAGGAAUGGUCCCCACUUUGCAGCACUAUGCCUGCAUGGUGGGCCUGCUUGGUCGCGCAGGCUUGUUUGAGGAAGCCAUGGACUUUAUAAAGAAUAUGAGCCUAGAGCCGGAUUCAGCAGUGUGGGGAGCACUGCUCAAUGCAUGUUGGAUCCACCAAGAUCUGAAGCUUGGCGAAUCUUUGGCCAAGAAGUUGCUAUUCUUGGAUCAAGAGAGUGGUGGGUUUUACGUGUUGAUGUCAAACCUUUAUGCUGAUAAAGGAAGGUGGGAUGAUGUGGCUCGGAUAAGAGAGAUGAUGAGAGACAUUGGAGGAGAUGGAUGCUACGGAGCCAGUCAAAUUCAGGCUUUCGUUUCGCUUUAGCCUGUAAACCGCCACCCACCCGGCCAAGAUUUAGGGUGCAGGCUUGCGCGCUGCAGUUUUGUUUGGAGAAGAGAUUUUUGCCAACAGCUACUUGGAAUUAGUCAGUUAUCUUCUCCUCAGUACAGGAGAUGAAUCAAUCGGUAAACAAAAUGAAAUUUCAUGCAAGCAGAAAAGGGGAUUGAGAUAAGUGGGCCCAUGCUAUCUUGUGGUUUCCUCUUCUAACAGAGACCAGAAGCUGCCGAGUAUCCUGUGGUGGAUAUAUAUCUGUCUUAUAAGUUGUGGACAGAGUGGAAAGGAAUAUGAC